AUGUCCUCGCUUCGUCUUCAAGGAAGUCGUUCAAACUCAAAUUUGGAAACGGGUCCCCCUCCCCCUCCGUUGCCAAACCCAAGGUCCAGCACCAGUGUUGACAACCCUUUCUAUGCUGGUGUUCAAAAAUACCAUCCCAAGUUCGCUGAUCUGCUUAGGGAACAUGGUAUCUUUAAAGCAAUUGGCAAGUACACUCUUCGCUUCGCCAAAGACAAUUGGGGGAUCCUCGUUUUUCUUUGUGUUCUCGCACUUGGGCUGGCGAUGCUCGGCAUUUUCGCUUUUGACGACAUCUCCUGGAAGGCAUGGGCUUCCUAUGCAAUUCUCUCAGGCACUCUGUCCUUGUUGAUAACAAACGCUCUUCCCACAGCAGUAUCGAUGCUGCUGGGUCUUACCGUCAUGCUUGUCCUCAAGAUUGUUGAGCCUGCAGAGGCUGUAGAAGGAUUUUCAAACACUGGUGUGUUGUCAGUUGCCAUUUUGUUCGUGGUCGCGGAGGGAAUUCAGAGAACCUCUAUCCUGGUGCCUAUUUUUCGUGUUUUGCUUGGCAAACCCAGGUUCCUGUGGGAGGCCCAGCUUCGGGUAAUGUUUCCCGUUGGUAUUAUCUCUGCAUUUCUGAACAACACCCCAGUCGUGGCUAUGCUUAUCCCUGUCGUGCAAUCAUGGUCUCGCCGCUCAAGCUUUGCAAUAUCGAGACUGCUUAUGCCUUUGAACAAUGCCGCCAUCCUUGGAGGCACAAUUACUCUCCUCGGUACCAGUACCAAUCUUGUGGUAGAUGGUUUGGCUCGCCAGAGUGAGUUGCUGACGGAUGACAAUGGGCAACCCACCGGAUUACCCAUCUUUGGAAUUACGCCUGUCGGAGCAAUCCUGUUUGUUGCCGGUGUAGUAUAUAUGCUUGCCACAACUCGAUUAUUGAUCCGCGACCGUGGCCAGACUGGCGUUGGUGCAAUCAUCCGGAACCCCCGCGAGUACACAGUUGCUCUACUUGUUCAGGAGCGCUCUCCAAUUGUUGGUGAUACAGUGCAGGAAGCUGGUCUACGGCAACUUCAGGGACUCUAUCUGGUUGAAGUGACUCGUGCGGAUGGCACCCUUAUCCCUGCCGUCGCUCCAGACACAAAGAUUGAAGCUGGAGACACGCUGCUUUUUGCUGGAAUCGUGGAGACCGUAACAGAGCUCUAUCACAUCCCUGGGCUUGUUCCCGCAACGGGACAGUCCCAGAAAAUGAAAAUUGAGAGACACCACAGACGUCUGGUAGAGCUUGUCAUUUCCUCAUCUUCGAUGCUGGUCGGGAAGACUGCCAAGGAAUCCAAGUUUAGGUCCCGAUUUUCAGCAGCAAUUAUUGCCGUGCACAGACAAGGAGAGCAUGUUAAGGAAAGAAUUGCGGAUAUCACCCUUCGGCCUGGGGAUACACUUUUAGUAGAAACAGGUUCCGAAUUCACACUUAGAUACGGAAAAGACUCAAACUUCGCGUUGGUUUCAGAAGUUUCUGGCUCCCAGCCUCCACGCGAAGACAAGCUCCAUAUGGCAAUCUCUGCACUGAUUGCAGUAACCAUGAUUGCUCUGGCAACGGCAGAGGUUUUGCCGUUGCUCAGCGCCGCGGCCGGUGCAUCGUUUUUGAUGAUAGCAACCGGUUGUCUAUCGAUGCGAAAUGCCGCUCGCUCGGUUGAUCUCGAAGUCAUUAUUACCAUCGCCGCCAGUUUCGGAAUCUCGAAAGGUAUGGAAAAGACUGGAGCAGCCGAACAGUUGGCCAACUUCAUUGUUAAUAUCUUUGAGCCGAUUGGCCCCAUCGGCCUGCUUUUCGGAAUCUAUAUCGGAACAGCUCUGUUAUCCUCCGUGAUUACAAACAAUGCGGCUGUUUCUCUUAUGUUUCCAGUCAUCACCAGCAUUCUGAAAAGCAAAAAGUCUAGCCAAGGUGAGACUCUCAAACUGUUGUACACGCUUAUGAUUGGAGCAUCGUCAAGCUUCUCGACACCAAUCGGAUAUCAAACCAAUUUAAUGGUUCAUGGACCUGGCGGAUACACUUUCAUGGACUGGGUUAUUUUUGGGGUGCCUCUGCAACUAAUUCUUGGUGUAGUAGGGGUAUUUACCAUUAAUGCUCUGUCAUUCAAGGCGUAG
Messenger RNA from Chondrus crispus (carragheen), 2109 nucleotides. RefSeq lists its product as hypothetical. Gene Ontology annotation, molecular function: monoatomic cation transmembrane transporter activity. The record is from RefSeq and is a predicted model, not a curated record. Gene Ontology annotation, cellular component: plasma membrane. Gene Ontology annotation, biological process: potassium ion transport; transmembrane transport. NCBI's taxonomy places the organism in Eukaryota, Rhodophyta, Florideophyceae, Gigartinales, Gigartinaceae. The coding region runs from base 1 to 2109 and encodes 702 amino acids. The transcript has a single exon.